Messenger RNA from Mercenaria mercenaria, 1286 nucleotides. RefSeq lists its product as uncharacterized. Gene Ontology annotation, biological process: hexose biosynthetic process. Bases 53 to 904 code for a protein of 283 amino acids. The record is from RefSeq and is a predicted model, not a curated record. NCBI's taxonomy places the organism in Eukaryota, Metazoa, Mollusca, Bivalvia, Venerida, Veneridae. Gene Ontology annotation, molecular function: N-acetylgalactosamine 4-sulfate 6-O-sulfotransferase activity. The transcript is spliced from 3 exons.
CAGCGACAGCUGUUGGAAUUAAUUUCAGUAAUAUUUCCCGACAUUAAGAAAAAUGAUAUCAAAUUGGAAACGUCCGGUAUUUGCUAUUUUAAUAGUAGUGAUUUGUGUUCAGAUAUUUCAGAUACUAUAUAGGGACGAUGUUUUAGAAAUGACACAAGAUGAUGAACGAGAUCAAAGAGAACAAGUUAUUGACGAGACUCCAGUCGUCGCAGGGAGAAGUAAGCUUGGUACUGUUGUGAAUGAAGUUUGGGAUCAUAUUUUUACGAAUGACAAAAAGAUAAAUGAAAGUCAAAGUAAAACUACAGAAUCAUCUUCAGAAAGCACAUCUACCAUCACGAUAUCAACAACAGCAUCACCACCAACAGCAACAACUGCCGCACAUAACAAUGGUAAACCUAAAGAGAUAAAACAUCAACAAAAACUGUCAACUUCCUUACCGUUUGGGAAGGAGUUUGUUACAGAUGAAAUUCAAGCAAAAAUUGCGGAAGCUAUACGACUUUGGAGAGCCGAACCGAAAAGAAAGGAGAAAUUCGCAAAUUAUUCUAAAUAUGACGGCCGAAACUUAAUGAAUGAUCCUGUGUUCAAGUUUGAUCCAAAUUUUAAGAACCCAUGUUGGUUCGAGAAUGACCAGUUUCAAUGCCUGCCCUAUGUUUACGUUAUUGGCGUUAAGAAGAGUGGAACUGGCGAUCUUUUCUACAGACUGUCUCUCCAUCCAGAUUUUAUUAGACCCGGUUUCAAGGAAGCACAGUGGUUUGCUCGUAAAAGAUUUUGGUCAGGCGGUAUUUAUGACGAUAUUCAUGAAUAUGUUUCCAUGUUUCGCAAAGCUGCUAAGAAAAUAUUGGAUUAUUCAAACACUUCGUCCGGUGGUCGCUUCUAUAAUUACGAACAUGUAACGGGCAAGUAGAACAAAUACGGUAUUGGCAUAUCUAAUUUAGUCUUGUAUACGGGUAUAUUAAACUUUUAACUGUAACGAUAGAUCGUCUUUAGUCAAGCGCCUUGAAAACGUCUUAAACCUCAUGAAGUGUUUUGAUAUGAGGUGCAUGACUCUGAAACAACAGAUUCGCUUGAUAUAUUGACGUUUAGAACUAUAUCCACCAUCAAAGUAUCUCCUCUGAAUGAAGUAGAUUUUAAGUUUAUACAAUAAAACAGUCCCUUCUUUCCAUCUAGUUCUAUAGUAAAUAACUUUAAUUCCAUUAAUUGGAUUGAAAAGUUAAAUUUUGAAAACGUAUUAAGGUUUAUGCUCUACCUUUAUCCUGUUUACUACUUUCAUUUUUCCAGGUGAAGGA